Messenger RNA from Beta vulgaris subsp. vulgaris (sugar beet), 5053 nucleotides. RefSeq names its product alpha-glucan water dikinase, chloroplastic. The record is from RefSeq and is a predicted model, not a curated record. Lineage: Eukaryota; Viridiplantae; Streptophyta; Magnoliopsida; Caryophyllales; Amaranthaceae. The transcript has 33 exons. Gene Ontology annotation, biological process: phosphorylation. Gene Ontology annotation, molecular function: kinase activity; ATP binding. The coding region runs from base 158 to 4564 and encodes 1468 amino acids.
UAUGAUAUCCUAAAUCAGUGGUAAAAUAUUAUCUCUAUCAGGAAUAUAAAUAAAUUUAUCAUAUUUUCUGAGAAAAAUUUGUGGGUGUUCUGAUUGAAUGGGUGAGUGAUAAAUUUUUGAUGAUAUACAAAUAAAAUAAGAGGAAUAAAUAAGGAAAAUGAGUAAUUUAAUUGGGCAGAAUGUAAGUUUGUUGUUGUUGGAGCAGCAUCAAAGCAAGGUAGUAAAUUCUUUGGGUAAUGGAAUAUCUGGAAUUCCAUUAUUCAGAACUCAAGCAACUUCUAAAUUAAGAAAUUCAACUAUAUUUAGCAAGCAAUUCUAUGGGAAGAGCUUCAAAUCUUACACAAAUUCCAAGAAAUUAAUGGCUUCUCGUCGAUUUUCUUAUGUUGCUCGUGCUGUUCUAGCUGCUGAUCAUGCUUCUCAGCAAGCUGACAGAUACAAUCUUGAUGGAGAUAUUGAACUGCAGGUUACAGUGAGCCCUUUGUCAUCUGGAUGUAUCUCUAAAGUGGAGAUUCUGGUAACAAAUAGUCACGAUGACAAUUUGGUACUUCACUGGGGUGGGAUACGUGAUGGCAAAGAGAAAUGGAUACUUCCUUCACGUAGACCUGAAGGUACCAGAGUACACAAGGAUAGAGCACUUAGAACCCCAUUUCAAAAGUCAGGUUCUGGCUCUUCCUUAAACAUAGAGAUUGAUGAUCCAGCAAUGCAAGCAAUUGAGUUUCUAAUUUUUAAUGAAGCCCGGAACAUAUGGUUCAAGAAUGAUGGCCAAAACUUUCAUGUGAGGUUGCCUGAGAAAGCAGAGCAUGCUCAACAAGUAUCAGUUCCUGAAGAGCUUGUGCAGGUUCAAGCAUAUCUCAGAUGGGAAAGAAAGGGUAAACAGAUGUAUACCCCUUACCAGGAAAAGGAGGAAUAUGAAGCAGCACGUGCCGAAUUAUUGGAGGAGGUAGCCAAAGGUGCUUCUAUACAGGACCUGCAGGCAAGGUUAAGAAAAGGAAGUAAUGCAAGUGAAGUUACGAAAGAAACCCCCUCAAACUCUAAAACCCAGAUCCCAGAUGAUCUUGUACAGAUUCAAGCUUACAUAAGAUGGGAGAAUAAUGGCAAACCUAACUACUCCCCAGAUCAACAAAGUAAGGAAUUUGAGGAAGCGAGAAAAGAUUUGCAGAGGGAACUAGAUAAGGGCACUUCACUGGAUGAUAUACGAAGAAAGAUUGCAAAAGGAGAGGUAAAAACUAAGGUUGCAAAGCAGCUGGAGAAAAAAAGCUACUUUUCUGCUGAUCGGAUUCAGCGAAAGAAGAGGGAUCUGAUGCAGAUUUUAAGUAAAAAAGCUGCUGAACCAGAGGUGAAAGUAUCAACAAAAGUGACAUUACCUAAGGCCUUAUCUACCGUUGAGCAUUUUGUUGAGGCAAAGGAAGCUGAAGAUGGUGGUCUUGUAGUGGUAAAAAAGAUAUUUGAGCUUGCUGACAAGCAAAUUAUGGUACUUGUGACUAAGUUUGCUGAUAAGACAAAGAUAAGUCUAGCUACAGAUUUCAGUGAACCUCUUACUCUUCACUGGGCUCUAUCGAGAAAAGGAAAUGAGUGGUUGACACCUCCUCAAAAUGUCCUUCCACCAGGUUCAGUUUUACUGGAAAAGGCUGCAGAAACACAGUUUGCUAGAGUCUCCCCUGAUGAUCCCUUACACCAGUUACAGGUUCAGUCUGUGGAGAUAGAAAUUGAAGGUGAGGAUUUUAUAGGUAUGCCAUUUGUCCUUGUAUCUGCUGGAAAUUGGAUAAAGGACAAUGGGUCAGAUUUCUAUAUCAACAUUGGUGUCCAACCCAAGCAGAAGGAUGCAGGUGAUGGAAGUGGUACUGCUAAGUUACUGCUGGAAAAGAUAGCUUCACUGGAGAGUGAAGCACAAAAAUCUUUUAUGCAUCGGUUCAAUAUUGCAGCAGACUUGCUUGAUGAAGCCAUAGAUGCUGGUGAAUUGGGUCUUGCCGGAAUGUUAGUAUGGAUGAGAUUCAUGGCCACAAGGCAGCUCAUAUGGAACAAAAACUACAAUGUGAAGCCACGUGAGAUAAGUAAAGCUCAAGAUAGACUUACAGAGUCCCUCCAAAAUAUAUUCAGAAGUCAUCCCCAAUAUGGGGAACUUCUUCGAAUGAUUAUGUCUACUAUUGGUCGUGGAGGUGAGGGGGAUGUUGGACAGAGAAUUAGAGAUGAAAUAUUGGUCAUCCAGAGAAACAACGAUUGCAAGGGUGGAUUUAUGGAGGAAUGGCACCAAAAACUGCAUAAUAAUACGAGUCCUGAUGAUGUUGUUAUCUGUCAGGCAUUACUUGAUUACAUCAAAAGUGACUUUGACAUCAGUGUUUAUUGGAAAACGCUAAACGAAAAUGGGAUUACAAAAGAACGACUUCUUAGUUAUGAUCGUGCUAUCCAUUCUGAACCUAAAUUAAGAAGCGACCAAAAAGAAGGGCUUCUGCGGGAUCUUGGACAUUAUCUGAAAACACUGAAGGCAGUUCAUUCAGGAGCAGAUCUGGAAGCUGCUAUAUCAAAUUGCAUGGGUUACAAAACUGAGGGUCAAGGUUUCAUGGUCGGGGUGAAUAUAGAUCCUAUUCCGGGUUUACCUGCUGGAUUUCCGAACUUGCUUCAGUUUGUCUUGGAACAUGUGGAAGAUAAGAACGUAGAGCCACUGGUUGAGGGAUUACUAGAAGCACGGCAGGAACUCCGUCCAUCUUUAUUCAAAUCUCAGGAUCGGCUUAAGGAUCUUAUGUUUCUAGAUAUUGCCCUGGAUUCUUCUGUGAGGACAGUCAUUGAAAGAGGCUAUGAGGAGCUGAAUCAAGCUGGACCUGAGAAAAUUAUGUCCUUCAUUUCCAUGGUUGUUGAAAAUCUUGCUCUGUCGUCUGAUGAUAAUGAGGAUCUGCUCUACUGCAUAAAGGGAUGGAAUCACGCACUUGAUAUGUUAAAGAGUAAGGACGGAGAUUGGGCGUUGUAUGCAAAAUCAGUCCUGGACAGGACUCGUCUAGCACUUGCAAGCAAGGGAGAGUUUUAUCAACAAGUUUUGCAGCCAUCUGCAGAUUACCUUGGGUCACUUCUUGGAGUUGAUCAGUGGGCUGUAAGCAUAUUCACAGAGGAGAUUGUUCGUGCUGGAUCAGCGGCAUCUCUAUCUGCACUUCUUAAUCGAUUGGAUCCUGUUCUUCGAAACACGGCAAAUCUGGGCAGUUGGCAGAUCAUAAGUCCAGUUGAAGCUAUUGGAUAUGUUGUGGUUGUUAAGGAGUUGCUAUCUGUCCAAAAUAAAAUUUACGCACAACCCACUAUCUUGGUUGCAAAUCAUGUAAAAGGAGAAGAGGAAAUUCCUGAUGGCACUGUUGCUGUGCUGACACCAGAUAUGCCAGAUGUCUUAUCACACGUUUCUGUGCGAGCAAGAAACUGCAAGGUUUGCUUCGCCACAUGCUUCGAUAGCAGCAUUUUCUCUGACCUUCAAGCAGCGGAGGGGAAGUUAUUACGGCUCCAGCCGACAUCAACUGAUGUACUCUACAGUGAGGUGAAUGAGAGUGAGCUCAAAGGGGCUAGCUCAAGUGAGAUUAGUGACAAUAUUCCCUCAAUAAGCUUAUCCAAGAAGAUAUUUGGUGGUAAAUAUGCUGUAGCCGCAGAGGAGUUUACUGGUGAUAUGGUUGGAGCUAAGUCGCGCAAUAUCUCAUAUCUAAGAGGAAGAGUUCCAUCAUGGGUUGGAAUCCCUCCAUCUGUGGCCCUACCAUUUGGAGCUUUCGAAGAAGUACUCGCAAAUGGCCCCAAUAAGGAAGUGAGUGACAAAUUGAAGAUCUUGAAGAAGGAAUUAGAGGGUGGUGACAUUGGAGCUCUAGGAAAGAUUCGUACUACAGUUUUGGGACUUGUUGAACCACCUCAAUUGGUUGAAGAGCUCAAAAGCAAGAUGAAGAGCUCGGGAAUGCCAUGGCCUGGAGAUGAAGGUGAGAAACGCUGGCAACAAGCAUGGACAUCAAUAAAAAAGGUCUGGGCUUCAAAGUGGAAUGAGCGAGCGUACUUCAGUACAAGAAAAGUUGGUUUAGAUCAUGAACAUCUGUGCAUGGCUGUCUUGGUUCAAGAAAUCAUAAGCGCUGAUUACGCAUUUGUUAUUCACACAACUAAUCCGUCUUCUGGGGAUUCAUCAGAGAUAUAUACUGAGGUUGUAAGAGGACUUGGUGAAACUUUGGUUGGGGCUUAUCCUGGCCGUGCUUUAGCUUUUAUCUGCAAGAAAAGUGAUCUCGAGUCGCCAAAGGUUCUGGGAUACCCAAGCAAACCUAUUGGGCUCUUCAUAAAACGUUCCAUCAUUUUCCGAUCUGAUUCAAAUGGUGAAGAUCUUGAAGGUUAUGCUGGUGCUGGGCUCUAUGACAGUGUUCCAAUGGAUGAAGAAGAGAAAGUUGUGCUAGACUACUCAGCCGACCCACUAAUUAAUGACAGCAACUUCCGUCAAUCAGUGUUGUCCAGUAUUGCAAAGGCAGGAAGUGCAAUUGAGGAGUUGUACGGAUCUCCUCAAGAUAUCGAAGGUGUUGUGAAGGAUGGGAAGAUAUUUGUUGUGCAAACCAGGCCACAGAUGUAAUGAUUUUGCCUCUUCUACAAGGAGCUAUAUGAUUUAGGUGUCACGAAUGUCAACACCGUGUCCAUGAGAAAAUAGUUUGGAAUGCAGGGUAACAGAGAAGCUUGCAGUUGAAGCUACAAAAGAAGAAGAAGAAGAAGAUACAUACCAGAGGAACACAAAGUGCAGUGAAGAAGCAGGCCAAAAUAAUUUAGUAAUUAGUUUAAAGCUUUUACUACAUUUGUUUUCCAUGAUCAGGAAGUAUGUAUGCUUUUGGUGAUAUCGAACGGAGCAACUAGCUGUCGACCGUAGCAGCAUGAAAUUAGCCAUUCUUAUUUAGUGGGCAUGAAUUAGCCUAAUCAGCUGAGCAAGAAGCAUGCAGUAAGGACUGUCCUAUAGCUUUUUCAUACAAAAUUAUACUUUUAUACGUAUAGCAGUAAAAACUCGCCAGAAUGGUAUAUUUUAACCUGAUUCAGGCUCUUGCAAUUAUUAGAUGGAGGAUUAUCGCGUGAA